Messenger RNA from Striga asiatica, 600 nucleotides. Lineage: Eukaryota; Viridiplantae; Streptophyta; Magnoliopsida; Lamiales; Orobanchaceae. The record is from the annotation of a GenBank genome assembly.
GUCUCCGACAGUCUAGACUGUUCACGGUUCGAGGCAUCUAAACAAUCACGAACCGGGUCCGCCAACUGCUGCCCACUGGGGCUCGGACGGCGGCGGCGUCUGAGGGUGGAUAACCGCGGUAAGAAGCUCGCAAAAGUGGUUCGCUGCUGUGGGAGAGCGCUGCUGUGGGAGAGCGCGGGGCUUGUGGGCUCGCGAGUUGGUGCCGGCGAAAGGAGGUGGCUACUCGACCGGUUGCUCGCUCGUGUCGGCGUCAGGCCGCGCGUCUCCGACAAAUCUCGGCGCGUUGCUGUGGCGGGGCGCUUCACGGUGGAUGCUAGUCGAAAGAGAGGAGGGCAACACUGGUACUGCAAUUCGUCUGAUGCAUGCGACGGGCGGACAUCGGCGGUAGGAAGGCUUCUCGCGGUGGUGGACGGACGUCAGCGGCCUUCUCGCGGCGGCGUGCUCCUCCUCGGCUGGGCCGUUCGACUGCGCGCGAUGGGCCGUUGCGAGACGCCGGCGGUUGCUGAUGGAUGGCAGCGGCUAAGGGUUCGCCGGCGAGGAGGGAUUUUCGGGAGAAAAUCGAGGGAGGGGAGGCGAUUUUUCGAUCUGAUUUUGGCCUAA